This is a messenger RNA of Fimicolochytrium jonesii, 1638 nucleotides long. RefSeq names its product Alg9-like mannosyltransferase family-domain-containing protein. The coding region runs from base 1 to 1638 and encodes 545 amino acids. Gene Ontology annotation, biological process: protein N-linked glycosylation. NCBI's taxonomy places the organism in Eukaryota, Fungi, Chytridiomycota, Chytridiomycetes, Spizellomycetales, Powellomycetaceae. The record is from RefSeq and is a predicted model, not a curated record. The transcript is spliced from 9 exons. Gene Ontology annotation, cellular component: endoplasmic reticulum membrane. Gene Ontology annotation, molecular function: alpha-1,2-mannosyltransferase activity.
AUGAGCGACGUGACCGGCUCUUGGGCGCCAUCCUUCUCACUAGCCUUCAAGCUCCUAUGCCUGUCCAGACUCCUGGCCGCGAUAUACUCCAACAUUAGCGAUUGCGACGAGGUAUUUAACUAUUGGGAACCGACUCAUUACUUGCAGUAUGGCCUGGGCCUGCAAACGUGGGAGUACUCGCCGGUCUACGCCAUUCGAUCGUGGGCAUAUGCCCUCCUUCACUCGACAUGGGCUGGGGUGAUGGAGAUGCUGGUAUCGAAGAAUAAGCCGACAGUCUUUUACGAAACGCGCGGACUAUUGGCCAUAGCUUCUGCUACUACGGAAGCAUGUCUUGUCGAUGCUGUGGUGAAGCACGUGAAUCCGAAAGUAGGCCGCGACUUGUUCUUCAUGCUCUUCAUGAGCACCGGCUUGUUUGUGGCUUCGACAGCGUAUCUACCAUCAACAUUUGCAAUGUAUGCUGUGACGCUGGCUACUGCCGUGUCCUUGGAGAAGCCUGGGCGCCUCCGCACAUACGCGCUAGUGCUGAUAUAUGGAGUUGGGUCGCUCCUUGGUUGGCCGUUCAGCGCCGCGGCUGGGACUCCAUUUGCUGUUGAGGAGCUUUUCUUGUCCGGCCGCCGGCUCAUGCGGCUGCGACAUCUUCUUGAAGCAAUCAUUGCCACCCUGCUACUUGUGCUUGGACCUAUGGUGUUGCUGGAUUCCACGUUCUAUCGCAAGCUCGUAGUGGUGCCGUUGAACCUUGUGCUGUACAACGUCUUCAGCGGCGCGGACAAAGGCCCGGACAUCUUUGGAACGGAGCCAUGGUGGUUCUAUCUGCUCAAUGGCUCCCUGAACUUCAACGUUCUCUUCCCCAUGUACCUCCUGGCAUUGCCCCUUCAGCUCCUACCAGCAAAUGUGAUGCUAGGCAUUUUCAGUCUCCAGCCGCAUAAGGAGGAACGAUUCCUUUUCGUCGUAUAUCCGCUGAUCUGCUUUAAUGCGUCUAUCGCCUUAUUCAUUGCGCGAUCGUGGAUCCAAAACGCCGCGUCCUUCUUCACCUCACGGACCGUAGGCAGACGCGCAAGUCGCGCUUUUGCAGCCAUAUUCUUCGCCAUCUUCACGGUUCUCUCGCUCUCCCGUACCCUGGCGCUGUACUUCCACUAUCACGCGCCCCUAGAUGUAUACCCACAACUCCAUUAUCGAGUCCCAACCGGAUCUGCCACCAGCAGCAAGGAAAUCAAUCUCUGCGUCGGAAAAGAGUGGUACCGGUUCCCCUCUCACUACUUCCUCCCGGAUGGCGUGCGGUUACGGUUCCUGAAAUCCAGCUUCGAUGGGUUGCUCCCGAAAUACUUCGAAGAACAUCACCUGCUUACCCAUGUAGAGGUUACUGGCAUGAAUGAUCAGAACAUCGAGGCCAUGGACCGAUAUGUUCCAAUAGAAUCAUGCGAUUUCGUCAUAGACUACACUCCACCCAACGCACAGUUCCACCCGGACGCCGCGGAACCGUUAUACAGCUUAGACGAAGAGCAUUGGGUGAAGCACUAUUGCAAGCCGUUCCUGGACUCGGCUUCCACUGCUCGGCUUGCACGUGCGUUCUAUGUACCCGGCCUAGGGUCUAAGAGCUGGGGCGAGUAUUGUUUACUCAAACGACGGCAUGUACUGUAG